Adineta steineri is the source of this 465-nucleotide messenger RNA. The record is from the annotation of a GenBank genome assembly. NCBI's taxonomy places the organism in Eukaryota, Metazoa, Rotifera, Eurotatoria, Adinetida, Adinetidae.
AUGCAAUUAUACAUUGAUGCUAUAGAAAUACUAGAACAUGUCAAAGAUUUUGUGAUAUUUACUCAUGGUGACAGUCAGAAUUUGGUCGUCAAUGAGGAUUUUGUGAGAAAUGUAGAUAUCACAAUAAAAAAUGAUUAUUAUAAAUAUAACAGAACAUAUUUACCAUGUACAGAAGUUAAUCAACAAGCUGUAUUAGCAGGAUGGAAUUGUCGAAAUGUAAAAUCUUAUAUGAAAGCACCAGAACUAACAGUUUAUGAUUCAACAAGUGAUCGAUUUAUGAAACACUUACUGAAACAUGACAUAGAUAUUAAUGAAUAUUGUUUCAUUUAUGAAUCAUCUUCAACUCCACCAAUUAACAGAAGUGGCAAAACUCAUGCAUUUAGACAACUUGAAAAAGCUAUUACAAAAAAUGAUUGUACAAAAGAACAUGAACGAAAUAUUAUACUUUAUGGAUAUGAUAGGUAA